AUGGCUAGCCUCGAGUUCCUGCUCGGAACGACCAUCGGAUGCGGCCUCGUCGGGGCGAUGUUGUCACAGUUUCUGUACGGACUGUCUCUCGCUCAAGCCGUGUACUACUUCUGGGUGUAUCCCGAUGACCCGAGACAUUUGAAGGGCCUGGUAGCAUGCUGGUUACUGUUGGACACCGUGAAGGAGGCGAUAGCGCUGCAGGUCCUUUUCGAGGACCUGAUCGCCAACCACGCCAACCUCGAAAGUAUAGCACAUCUCUCCAUAGCUUAUGGGGCGCAGAAUGUUCUAGGAUGGAUACUUGUGUUCUCAGUACAGUGCUUCUACAUCAACAACAUGAAACAUAUUCUACGAUAUCACAAACGUCGUCGACUCAUCAUAGGUGUCGCCAUCGUGCUAGCAAUCUUAACCCUUCUUGCUGGGUCCGCAAUCAUCGACUACGCUAUCUACUACAAAGGGAGGUUCAACAAGAUGUCCUUGGUGGCCCUAGCCCCGCCAGGCAUCAUCAUCCUCACGGACGUCUACAUCACAUUUGUCCUAUGCUAUACGUUAUAUGCCGCCAAAUCAGGCCUGCGUAGCCCAGCACUCGUCAACCGAUUGAUCAAGUACAGCGCCGACCGCGGCAUCAUCCUAUGCAUGGUGCAACUCGUGGCCCUCGCGACUUACAUCUACGACAUCCACUCCGGCUCGACGAACAUCACCGCAGUCGUCUACUUCGCCGAAGUGAACGUAUACUGCAACACCGGGAUGGCAGCUGAACAUGCGCAAGCACGUCCGGGAAUCGCUGAACGACCAGUACUCUGUGAGAUCAUGCCUAUGACCCGACCGCAAGGCCCCGUGGAUAGUAACAACACCUCGAGCGGCUCUGACGACACCGCACUGGCCACGCCGCGAACACCACCGUCCGCAGCGAUCGCACGUCAAAGUAUGAUUCGUCGCAUCGACAAUCUAUGGCGGUGA
Messenger RNA from Fomitopsis serialis, 957 nucleotides. RefSeq lists its product as uncharacterized. The record is from RefSeq and is a predicted model, not a curated record. The transcript is spliced from 21 exons. The coding region runs from base 1 to 957 and encodes 318 amino acids. Lineage: Eukaryota; Fungi; Basidiomycota; Agaricomycetes; Polyporales; Fomitopsidaceae.